Fusarium oxysporum Fo47 is the source of this 777-nucleotide messenger RNA. Its product is annotated as Molybdopterin biosynthesis MoaE. Bases 218 to 712 code for a protein of 164 amino acids. Gene Ontology annotation, cellular component: cytosol. The transcript has 2 exons. The record is from RefSeq and is a predicted model, not a curated record. Gene Ontology annotation, biological process: Mo-molybdopterin cofactor biosynthetic process. NCBI's taxonomy places the organism in Eukaryota, Fungi, Ascomycota, Sordariomycetes, Hypocreales, Nectriaceae. Gene Ontology annotation, molecular function: molybdopterin synthase activity.
CAUAGCUGGAGAAAAUGAUUAAGUACAGAAAUCAGAUAGAACAAACUAAUUACUACUAUACCUAGUAAUUUCUAUCGGGCCUUCCCCAACCAUGAGGGUCUCAAACAGUAUGGCUUGACGUCUGGCCCUUAUACAAACCAAGCCCACUCUUGACAGAACAACUCCGAGAUAAACUCAUUCUUAUCUCAUCUCUCCUCCAGCAUUUGCUUAACUAAAAAUGGCAACUCAAGAAAAGGUUCAAGAUCUUUGGGAACUAUCAGAACAAGACUGCUAUGUCGCUCUGACUCACGAUCAUCUCAAUGCCCAGGCCAUCAUGGACCGGGUGCGCAGCCCCUCAGCUGGCGCAAUCGUGCUAUUUGCGGGCACUACCCGCGAUAACUUCGCAGGAAAGCCAGUGAAGGAGCUACAAUAUACAGCUUAUCACCCCAGAGCUCUCAAAUCCAUGAUGGCUAUUGCAAAGGACGUUCGCGAUAAGCAUGGUCUCCGCGGGGUAGCCAUGAUCCAUCGCCUCGGACCUGUACCUAUCGCAGAAGAGAGCAUCUUAAUCGCCGUCUCAUCUCCUCAUCGACAAGCGGCGUGGCGAGCUGGUGAAGAGGCAUUGGAAGAGUGUAAAUCCAAAGUUGAGGUUUGGAAACGUGAGGAGUUUGAAGGUGAGGAGGGGAUAUGGAGAGCAAACCGAGACGGAGCUAUCGGACAGCGUGAAGAAAGCUGAUGCCAUUUUAUGCAAAUUGGAAAUAAACGCAAUCUUUAGACAAUUCAUCUUAUUGAAAUCAUCAA